This is a messenger RNA of Ascoidea rubescens DSM 1968, 183 nucleotides long. RefSeq lists its product as uncharacterized. The transcript has a single exon. The record is from RefSeq and is a predicted model, not a curated record. Lineage: Eukaryota; Fungi; Ascomycota; Saccharomycetes; Ascoideales; Ascoideaceae. Bases 1 to 183 code for a protein of 60 amino acids.
AUGAGUUAUCCACCACCAGGUCAAUACGGUCCACCACCAGGUCAAUACGGUUACCCCCAACCUCAACCUGUCUAUGUCCAGCAAGCUCCUCCAGAAAAAGAGGAUGAAGGCUGUUGUUGCAAAAUGAUUAAAUGUUUGUUAUGUUUCUGGUUAUGUACGGAAAUCUGCGAUUUUUGUUGUUAG